Trichobilharzia regenti is the source of this 393-nucleotide messenger RNA. The record is from the annotation of a GenBank genome assembly. NCBI's taxonomy places the organism in Eukaryota, Metazoa, Platyhelminthes, Trematoda, Strigeidida, Schistosomatidae.
AUGUCGAAAUACCCAAUAAUCGGAUGUUCCGAUGUAAAUGCCAGGGAUAUAAAUGCAACGAAAGCUUCUAACAUCGACCUGUUUUUGGAGUUCCUUAAUUGUGUUAUGAAUAAAGAUUUCCGACAGGCUAUAAAUUUAGCGAAACAGAUCCUUGAGCUGGAACCAGACAAUAACAACAUUCGUGAGUUCCUGCCCUUGUUAAAUGACGCAGACCAUAUGAAAUCAGCGGGUUUUUUCCACUCAUUUACUGAUGAUUCUGACUCAGAGCAUGAAGACAGCGAGGAUACUGACAGUGAUUUGCAAGCAUCAUCUACCGACUCUUCUGAUGAGUUUGGUUAUACAAGUUCUGAUUCUGAUUCGCCACGAAAUAAUAAAAAAACGCAUGGAUUUUGA